Molecule: messenger RNA, 1938 nt
Organism: Xyrauchen texanus (razorback sucker)
Lineage: Eukaryota; Metazoa; Chordata; Actinopteri; Cypriniformes; Catostomidae
Gene: chst3b
Product: carbohydrate (chondroitin 6) sulfotransferase 3b
Exons: 4
Coding region: 394-1761 (455 amino acids)
Biological process (GO): carbohydrate metabolic process; N-acetylglucosamine metabolic process
Cellular component (GO): Golgi membrane
Molecular function (GO): chondroitin 6-sulfotransferase activity; N-acetylglucosamine 6-O-sulfotransferase activity
Source: RefSeq, a predicted model, not a curated record
CUCUCUCUCUCUCUCUCUCUCUGGAUUCAGAGGCGCUCAUUGCGCUGUAUGAGAGUCGCUUCGUUCCUCGACAAGCAUUAAGGAUAUUUAUUGAGCUGCAGUUGUAGUACUACAUUUGGAUGUUUCUGGCCAUUUCCGAAACAUUUCUGACGUUGUAUAUUUUUUUUGUAUAUAUAUAUAUAUAUAUUUUUUUUUUAAUAUUUGUUCUGUUUUAUAAUGCGAAUGAUGGAUUGAUUGUUGGAUUUUACACAUCGUGAACGGGAUUUUUCUGCGAUGAUUUGUCGAGGAAACACAAUGCUGGUAAUGAGACACAAUCUUGAGGAGUGAAGAGAGUGAGCACACUUCACUAAUGAGAAUCAAAUCAAAGGGGAAAAAAAUGAAGGAAUGAUUUGAAUGAGCGACCGAUACAUCUGCCAAACACGAUCACACUCAAGAAUGCGUAUUAAAUACACAGUUUCUGUCAUCUUUAUCGUGGCUCUGGUCAUCAUAGAAAAGGAAAACAACAUUAUUUCAAAGGUGUCUGAUAAACUGACCCUAAAGCUGACCCCUCUGACCCCUGUGCUGCUGCCCAGCGCAUCUGUGUUCACCUUUCAGGAGCACAAUGUGUCGGUGUCCAUCUUCAGUCAGACGGACAUGUCGCCCUACGAACACGUGAAACCUCAUCUGAAGAACUUCAAUCAGUUCAGCUGGGAAAGUGUGUCCCCCACGUCUACCUCAGGAGGAUGUAAACACAUCCUGCUAUUAGCUACGACUCGCACCGGUUCCUCGUUUGUGGGCGAAUUUUUUAACCAGCAGGGAUCAAAUAUGUUUUACCUGUUUGAGCCGCUGUGGCACGUGGAACGCAUGUUAACGGUGGAGACGGGAGGGACGAAUGCUUCAGUGGCGGGGCCGGCAUAUCGUGACGUUCUGCGUCAGCUGUUCCUCUGCGACUUUUCCCUGCUCGAGCGCUUCAUCGAACCACCACCGCAGCAGCAUGUCACCACCUCGCUCUUCCGACGCGAAUCUAGCCUAUCACUUUGCGAAGAUCCAGUCUGCACGCCGUUUGUUAAAAAAGUAUUUGAGCGCUACCACUGUCGCAUGCGCCGCUGUGGACCGCUCAACCUGACACUUGCAUCUCAGUCCUGUGCACAGAAGCAGCAUCGCACGAUCAAGUCCGUCCGUGUGCGGCAGUUAGAGACGCUGCGGCCAUUGGCUGAAGACCCCCGACUGGACAUGAAGUUCAUCCAGCUGGUCAGAGAUCCUCGUGCCGUGCUCGCCUCGCGUAUGGUCGCCUUUUCUAGCAAGUACAAGAACUGGAAGAGGUGGGCCAUGGACGGAGAUGUUCCAAUGGAGGAUGACGAAGUGAGGAAGCUCAGAGGAAACUGCGAUAACAUACGCAUGUCAGCUGAGAUCGGACUGAAGCAGCCGCCGUGGCUUCGAGGGCGCUACAUGCUAGUACGCUAUGAGGACAUAGCCCGAUUUCCCAUGCGCAAAGCUGCAGAGAUGUAUGAAUUCACAGGCAUUCCCUUCACCGCGAAGGUGGAAAAGUGGAUCUUAAAAAAUACUCAGGCAUCAAAGGAAGUGAGCGGAGUUUAUUCCACUCAGAAAAACUCCUCUGAACAGGUGGAGAAAUGGAGGUUUAGCAUUCCCUUCAAACUGGUUCAGUUGGUGGAAAAAGUUUGUGGUCCCACCAUGACUCUGUUUGGAUACAAGUUUGCAGUGAAUGAAAAGAUGUUGACUGAUAAAUCAAUAAGUUUGAUUGAAGAGAAAACAUUUUUAUGAUUAUACACAGACUUUAUGAAAAAGAAUACAUUUACAUUUUGAAAGAAUGCUGAGAUUUAUUACGUGAAUGUGUGUGUGUGUGAGUGUGUGUGUGUGUGAGAGUGUGUGUGUGAGAGAGAGUGUGUUUGUGAGACUGUGUGAGAGUGUGUGUGUGUGUGUGAGAGCGUGUGUGAGUGU